AUGUGUAUCCCUUGGUCUCUCGAGGUUGAAAACCGAAGUAGCGUGUUUGACUACAUCCACCAGCAAGACCACCAGGAGCUUGCUGACCAAGUAGGUCUGACCUUAGCCACGGGUCAGCCUUUGCCCUCCCCCUCCUCUUUAGGGUCAGAGGAAGGGGCAGCAGGGUCACAGGGAACUAUGAACCCUGACGUGGCUUCCUCCAUGUCCAUCUCCAGCUCCUCCAUGUUCAAGGGCUUCGAUCGGGCCUUCUGCAUCCGCAUGAAGUCGACGCUAACGAAGAGAGGCUGCCACUUCAAGAGCUCGGGCUACAGGGUUGUGUUGAUCCUGGGACACCUACGACCGCAGUACGUGUUUAGCCACUCCCGCAAGAACCCGCCUCAGCUGAUGGGUCUUGUCGCCCUGGCUAUCGCGCUCCCUCCGCCGUCGGUGCACGAGGUCAGGCUCGAGUCGGACAUGUUCGUCACGAGGAUCACCUUCGACUUCAGAAUAGCACAUUGUGAACCCAAAGUGACCGACCUCCUGGACUACACCGCCGACGAGCUCCAAGGCCGAUCCUUGUACUCGCUCUGCCACGGUCAGGACGUCGAGAAACUGCGCAAGACACAUGUCGACCUGAUCCAGAAAGGUCAGGUCAUGAGUCCCUAUUUCCGGAUAUUGAACAAGACCGGCGGAUACACGUGGAUGCAGACCUGCGCCACCGUCGUCAUCAACAGCAAAAACGGAGACGAACAGAACAUCAUCUGCGUCAACUACAUCAUCAGCGGGUCCGAGUACGACAGCGUGGUGCUCGACCAGACCCAGCUUGACCCCGCCCUGGCCAACAUGAAGUCGGAUGACCUCGAUUACCCCAACAGCGCCACGCCGGAACCCUCAGAAGCGAGCUCGGGCGUCGUGGGCGAGGACACCGGCGGGUCGCCCCGAGCCUCUGCCAACACCACGGGCGGGGGCGCCGCUCAGGGGGGCACCCGCUCCCCCUCGGGCCCGUCGGAGGCCAUCCCGACCGCACUCCGAGGUACUCCCAGUAUUCCCUUAGACGGGUCUCAGAUUAAGACGGAGGCCCCUGGCGGCCUAUUGACUCCGAUGGUGAAUGCUGACAUCGCAGAGGAGUCUCGAGGAGGGUGCGAGGGCGCGCCGUCCCCGGGCCGGCACUCCGCUCCCCCCGUGUCGACGCCCGGGACUCCGCACGCCCGCGCCACGCCCAUGCUCACCACCACUCCCCUGGAGGCGUCGCCCGGAGCCACCGUCGCGCCCACGAGGAGCGAUGAAGGCACCGUCAGAGACCUGGAGGCCGCGAUGACCAGACAUCUGCCGGACGACCCCACCGACUUCUCGACAGACGCCCUGCUGAAGGGCGGCGCUACGUCUGCCGCGGGCGGAGGCGCAGGCCAGAGGCCCACCAUCCAGUACGUCGGAGGCACCAGCAGUCAGCAGGCGUCAGCAGGCCUCCCGGCGUCCACGCUGCUGAGGCAGCUGUACGCCAGCAGGGAGAGCGUCAUCCGCUCGUCGGUGCAGCGGUCGUACUACUCCGACGUGGGCUCGGCGCUGCCCACGCCGCCCGGCUCCGAGAGCUACCAGGACACCAUGUUCAACAAGGGCCACGACUUCCCGUACCCCGGCGGAGGCCUGGCGGGCACCGGCUACCCCGACUACCACUCCGCCAUGACGCCGCCCUCCAGCGUGUCCCCGCGAGAGAAAAUGGCCGGGGAUUGUGGCGACCUGAGGGGGGCGUCGGGGACCUACCUGGGGGAGGGCGGUGGCAUGCCCGCCCAGCCAGUGCCUCUCAAGCCACAGGUGUACUCCUACGGGUCGUCCGGAGUGCCGCUGGACUCCUCCGCGUACUCCACUCCGCUCACGGACCAAGCAGGCCUCUACACGCCCUCCAGCUUUCACCUGUACCACUCCAACACCACCAAGACAGCCACCUCGUACGACAGCCUGCGCCCGGGCGGCACGUGGUACGCCCCCUCGUCAUAGCACCAGUAGGGAGGCCGACCUCGCAGGACUCGUCGUGCAGGCAGCCGUUCGUGCUCGGAGGCCGCCGUGUAGCUGAAGGAAGCAGGUCGAGUCGCGGCGCUUGGGCGUCGAAACGCUCGCGCUCCCGUCGGCAGCAGACCGCGCGUUCAUCGCUUGAGGAUGCAGUGAAGUUCUGAGUUGUUGCACACUCCGGCCGGCGCCACCGUGACCCUUUGCAACCACACAAAAAAGUAUUCUAAAAAAAAUCAUCUAAAAAAAAAAGAAGAAAAGUGACCUGUGACACUGUCUAUUCUCCAAGCAGUAUUUUGUUAUCAGUAUGCCUUGUUGUGCAUCAUUACCUCCUACAACAAACCACGCCCCUCUGGCACUCGUGUGACCGUGGCCCCUCCCCCUCUGAGGGCGAGGAGCCAAGAUGGAGUGUAUGUUUUCUACAGCUCUGUUUGUCUGUCUUCCGCGGGCUCCCCUAGAUACAUAUCGCUGCUGUUUCUCCACGUCGUAGCCAGGCUAUAAAGGAAAAACUGGUACCAGUGAUUCUUUCAUUUUGGAGGUGAACGAAGCUCAUGGGAAUGAGUUAAAACAUAUCCACACGUCUGAAUCUGUCAUUGUAGGGCCUGAGGAGUUUUUUUUUUCUUUCUUUUUUCAGUCAACCCCACUUAGAGUAAUAUAUUGUCAUAUUAUAAGAAUAAUUAUAGUAAUUUCAAGUUCUGGGCAGUAGGUGCUCUUUCAGAUAGGCCGUCUUGACUCCCAUUGACUUUAAUUCCCUAGGAUUUAGGACUAACAAAAGAGUGGAAAAGGUAAAUUGUAAAUUUACGAAUCGAAUUGUGCAAAAAAAAGCAACUACAAUCAUCCAAAUGAUAGUAACAUAUGGCUUAGUUUUUUCUUACUGAAUGUUCAAUUUUAUAAAUGCAUUAGAAAAGAAUGACUCAUUGACCAGGAUGUCUGUUGAUGAUACUGUAACAUAAGUGUGUAUUCAGUGUUCUGUAAAAAAAAAGAAUGAUGAUCAUUACCAAAAAAUCAUUAUUACAAAUAUUGGAGCCUUGCUGGUUAGUGUCACCAUAACUCAAUAGAUAUUCGGAAACACUGCAGCUCAGCAACACCUAUGUAAUAUGGAAGUUUCAGAUUAUGGAGUAAAAAAAAAGUAUAUAUAUAUUGAAUUCUGAGUGCAAUAUUGAGGUUGUCGAAGAAGAAAAAAUAACGUUAAAAAAGAGUAAAAAAAAAAAAAUUUGUGAAUAAUCACCAUUACCAUAUCGCAGAAGUAAUAUAAGUUUUGUGUUCCCAUGUAUCCAAAAAAUUAACACAAUUAAUUGAAAGGUAAUGUAAGAUAUUGUAAAUAAUUUAAUGGUAAAGACAUGUUUUUUUUCUCUUUUGAAUUUAUGGUGCUUUUGAAAAAAAAUAAAAAAAGAAGUUUCUGUGAACCACCUGCUUAGUAUGAACUGUGGAGGCUGAGCAGUUUGAUCCAUUUAGUUUUUUCUUCUCUUUUUUAUUGUGUAAAUAGCUCUGUCUGAUUAUUAUUUAACUACUUAAUGUUUAGCGAUUAAGUACCCAUCACUGCAGACUGUGGUGAAGCAAUGGCUAAGAAUUAUCAAACUCAAGUUAAACGUAUUCUCUCGUAAAUUUAUAUUAUAUAUAUCCUGUAUAACAGUGGCGAGCAAGACAGUUCACGAUAGUUUAGUUGUCGAGGGUAAUAGAGUUGUUUAUAACGAAUUUUUGAACGUAUACGAAGAGAAGGGUCAGAUAUUUAUAAAUUUCUUUUCCGUCGAUUUUUUUUUCCUAUCAUGUCCUCAAAACAUGUAAAAUUAUUUUCUGUUUAAACUCACAGUAUUAAACUACAUGUAGCCAAGCACACAUUUACAUACGUAAAGAAAAUAGUAUAAUUAUUUAGAAGUGGAUAGUAGAUGGAUGGCAAAAGAAGACAGGAAGAUAUGUAAUCACUAAUUUUGUUCCUUUUGUAAAAUUGUAUCUUAUUGUUACCUAUUAUUAUUAUUAUUAUUAUCAUUAUUAUUUUCUUUUUCAUUAUUACUUUUAGCAUUAUCAUUAAUGUUCAUUAUUAUCAAUAUAUAUUACCAGAAUCACUA
Messenger RNA from Penaeus vannamei (Pacific white shrimp), 4049 nucleotides. The record is from RefSeq and is a predicted model, not a curated record. NCBI's taxonomy places the organism in Eukaryota, Metazoa, Arthropoda, Malacostraca, Decapoda, Penaeidae.